UUGGUGACAUUUGAGAAGUGAGGCAGUUGUCCACAUGCUGUUCUCAAAAACUUGUCAAGCAGAGCAUUGUUUAUAUACUAACACAAAAAGAAUAGUGUUGCAUGCAAAGUUCGCAGCUGUGUUCUAACUUAAAACUGGUGUUUGAUGCUGACAUAUUGGGAUUAAGAUCAACUGUAAAAACUAACAUAGUGGAUUGAUGUUUGUUCUGUAUAGCUCUUGAUUGGGUUAAACACUGUGGUUAACACAAUGGUAUCCGCUCUAAGCUUCAACUGACAUUUCUUCCUGUUUCUGUUCAAAUGAAAUAAAAAUACUUUGUAGAAGUAAGUUUUGCUUUCAGUACUAAGUGGCUACGAUUGAACCCAGCAGUACUGACUCUACAGAGAAGCUAUGUUGUUCUGAACCAAACAACGCAGCAAAAAUGUAUCCAUUAGCCUGUGUUACAUUUAUUCUGAUUGGAACUGCACUUGGAGAGAAUAACUUCAAUCCAGGAAUAAAAAGCAAAAUAACACAGAAAGGUUUGGAUUAUGGUAAACAAAUUGCCAUGACUGUUGCUGAGGAGAAGAUUAAGGAGCUCCAUCUACCAGAAAUAAGUGGGAAGGUACACUUGCUUGGCUCACUAAAAUACCACAUCGAUGGGAUGUGGAUUAGGAGUUUUGGAUUGCCUGUCUCCAAUAUUGGAUUGAUCCCCAACACUGGUGUCAAGUUUUCAGUGGACAAAGCCCACAUUGCCAUUAGUGGGAACUGGCAUGUAAAAUACGGACUCAUACGUGAUGGAGGAAACUUUGAUCUGAAUAUUAAUGAUCUUUCAGCCGUAUUCGCUGUUGGUGUUUCAUUGAGCAGCUCUCGACCAAUGAUAAUUGACAAAGGCUGUGAUGCAAGAUUAGUAAAUUUCGACCUUAAACUGCAUGGAGGGGGCAGUUGGUUUUACAAGAAGUUCCUUGGUAAAGUGAAAGACAUGAUUCAACAGACUGUUCCCCAGAAGGUGUGUUCUGAAUUCAGAGAUAUGGUUGGAAAGCUUGAAGCCAUCAUCCAGACAAUAAAAGUUUCAUGGCAAUUGGACAAGUACGUGGAAUUUGAUUUUUCUUUGGUUGGAGAACCAAAGAUUACGACUGAUUUCAUUGAGUCUCCCAUCAAGGGUGAAGUAUACGAUGUUCGACACCACACAGAGGCUCCAUUUACUGCACAAUCGUUUAACCUCUCAAACACAACAGACCAAAUGUUAGUGGUUGGGCUGUCUGAGUACACUGUUAACACAGGAUGCUUUGCAUACCUUGUGGCUGGAGCCCUGCGAAUGAACAUUACAGAUGACAUGAUUCCAAAGGAUAUACCAUUUCGCCUAAACACCUCCACUUUGGAACUUCUGUUACCCAAGGUUGCAAAGGAGUACCCCAACCUACUGAUGAAGAUUGUUUUGAGUGCCACAAAGCAACCAACUGUGAAAUUUGUUCGAGGAAAAUUCACUUCCAAUGUAUUUACUGCCGCUGAAGUAUUUGCAAUCCUUCCAAACAAUUCGUUAGCAGAGUUAUUCCUGUUGGGUAUUACAGCCAGUGUGUGUGGGCAGGUGCAUAUAUCAGAGGAAGGACUGCAUGGAUCAUUGUCUCUGAGCAGUGUGGACCUGGUACUGGAAGAAUCUAAAGUGGGAACCAUUCCAACAAAGUUAUUUGAAACAUUUCUGAGGAUGGGGUUACAGAAGGUGGUGAUUCCGAAGAUAAAUGCAAAACUGAAGAAGGGACUCCCCAUACCAAAAAUAGACAAGAUAUCGUUGAUGAAUCCAUUCCUUGAAAUUGACCAGGGUUUAAUACUCAUCACAACUGAUAUACAGUAUGGAAACUGACAGCUAAUUUACCUCAAUAUAUCAUACUGAACUGCUAAAUUUGAUUAAAUUUCCCUGCAGUCACCCAGAUAACAUUUACUUAUUUCUCAAUGCUUCAUUUAAAUGGCAAUAUAAAACAUUACAAGCAUAGUACAGGCCCUUCGGCCCACAAUGUUGUGCUGACAUUUUAUCCUGCUCAGCCCUGAACCCAUAUUUCAGCCAGCUACACUGCCAUCUCUGUGAUCGCCCUGGCCUUGCCUUGCACUGCAGCAUUGAUGCAAUGCCUGCGAUAUAUGACAUGCAACAUAUCGAUAGCAUGAGCUCAUCAAAGCCUUAGGAAGCUUCAGCAUAUAAGACCUGGAAAUAUAGGUGCUGAACUUGUGCUGAUGGACCUUGUGUUCGCCAGCAUCCUCUGUUCAAGGCAGCCUAGCCUGAUGGCCCUCUCUGACUCCACUGGUUCUACUGCUACUGACAGUGUUUAUAAACUAACAUAAUUUAGCACUGUAAAACUAAGCCUAGAAAUACGUCUAUUAAUGCUUGGAAGUUAGUCAGAACAGCCUCCUGUCUUGGUACAUCUAUAAAUGAAUAGAUGCAGCAGGUAGCUGAGGUAUGAGUCUCUGAGUCAUUGAUUGAAGAGCAGUAGAGGUUUGACCAGUGGCUUUGUUGCUCCUGAGUAGGGAAGUGAAAAUUAGCUCCUGCUCCUUUUUUCUCGAAUGGUCACACCUGCAUGUGUUUUGGCUUCAUGUCAGGGUAGGAUCUAGCCUGGCUAUGAUAGCCAGAGUGUUUACUGAUGGAGAUUAAUAUAACUAUCUACCUUGACAUUCAAUGGCGUUAUCAUCAUCAGGUUUGCCACUGUCAACAUCCUAGGAGGUCACUGUUGAUCAGAGACACAAUUGGAUUAAUCACAUUGGUACCGUGGCUACAACAGCAGGUCAACUCUCCUCCUGACAUCCCAAAGCCUUUCCACCAGCAACAAUGCACAAGUCAGGAUCACAACAGAAUACUCUUCGCUGGCCUAGUAUCUCCAACAACUGUCCAAAAGCUCAGCACAAUCAGGGCCAAGGAGUCUAUUUACAAAAUGCAUUGCAGUUACUCACCUGGACUUCUCCAACAGUACUUCCCAAAUCCAAGACAUAUGAAGCUCAAGGGCAGAGGUUCACAAGAAUACCACCACAUGCAGGUUCUCCUCCAAAUCACCCAACAUCCUGACUUGGAAAUAUAUCGCCAUUUCUUCUUCACUAGGUCUAGACAUUGGAUCUCCCUUCGCAACAGCAUUGUUGGCAAAUCUGCACCGGAAGGAGUGCAGCAGUUCAAGGCAGCAGCUCACCUCUACCUUCUGAAGGGCACUUAGGGAUGGCCAAUUAAUGCAGGUGACACCCAGAUCCUGAAAACACAAACAAAUAAAGUUGCCACUUUGGUGACACCAUGGGGCAUCUGGUAGAAUUGUUGCCUUGUAGCUCCAGUGACAUGCAUUCUCUCCCACUUCCCAAAGACAUGAGAGUUGAUAAGUUAAUUGGCCCCUAUAAAUUACUUCUACUGUGGAGGGGAGUGAUAGAAUUUGAGGGGAGCAUAAAAUGGUUUAGUGUAAGUGGGUGCUUGAUGCUCAGCGCAGUCUCAGUGAGUUGAAAGGGCCUUUUCUGAGCUAAAUGAUUCUAGGAUUAAAGUAGAUACCAGAAAGUAAGUCACUGCAAACCAGUCAACAUUUUAAGGCAGCGUAGAGGAAAAUUAACAUUUCUCACUCUUCACUAUCUGCAUGCAUAAAAAUAAUCAAAAGUAGAAUCUAAUGAAAUAGAUAUUGUGAUAGUGUGCAUCAAUGGAAAGGCAGGUACUGGGCUAGGACAUAGAUCUGGGACAAUCAUGGUUUGCACAGUCAUUAAACACAAUUUUUUACUAAAAUGCUACAGUGUUGAUCAAUGGGGUCCAACCAAUGACGGCCUCAGUAUUUCAUGUAAGCACCAAAACUGCAUCAUGCCUUAAAGAAACGUUAAGGUAAUACUCUGCCCGCUCAAUGGUCAGCAAACUCAUGCCUUGUUCUGCAUUCUCCCUCCCACUUCUCUACCCAAUUCUUCGACCUUAGCAAGAGAUCAGUAGUCAGUUUUAAAUGCCUUUGAGGCUACUGAAGGAUUUUUGGUUUUGAUAUAUCACAUUGUAACACUCUCAUUGCCCUUUCAUCACCAACAAUUCUCCACUCAGCUUACUGCAAGCAUACAUCCGUCCUAAGAUCCAGGUCAUGGUCCAGUUCAUAAGCAUUAAGAAGUCUUAAAAUCUACAAUACAUUUAAAGUUGAGGUAGUGGCAAGUAUGUUUUUUGAUUGAUUGUGAUAAUUUUGGAUUUAUACAUAUUUCUUUCCUUUUGGUCUAUGAAAUCGAAUGAACAUUGUAUUAAGGAAUAAAAUUAAUGAGACAAUAUAA
This is a messenger RNA of Pristis pectinata (smalltooth sawfish), 4224 nucleotides long. RefSeq names its product bactericidal permeability-increasing protein-like. Lineage: Eukaryota; Metazoa; Chordata; Chondrichthyes; Rhinopristiformes; Pristidae. Gene Ontology annotation, molecular function: lipid binding. The record is from RefSeq and is a predicted model, not a curated record. The coding region runs from base 419 to 1834 and encodes 471 amino acids. The transcript is spliced from 16 exons.